CCGGGGAUCUGCAGAGCCAUCAAGACAUCUGAGGACCACAUCAGAGAUGGACAACAAGGUUUGUGUCAGCGUCCUUUUAGCUAUACUAGCCACAGCCUGCGUCUGCAGACCAAUGGCAGAGGUAGAGUCGUCGCGGCACAGCGCUGCUAGAAAGACCCCCGUUUCUGAAAUAAGCAGACGGGACCUCCUGGCAUCUAUGUCCCACGAACAGAAGCAGCUCAUGAGCCAGCUCUUUCCUCAGCUUUUUGCAGAACUCGCCGCUGUCGAAGGUCACCUUCACCCGAUGCAUGAUCGGGACUACGCUGGGUGGAUGGAUUUCGGACGCAGGAGUUCAGAAGAUCCCAUCUCCGAUUCCUAAUACUACUUAGUCCAUCCUUUCGACCCUACCCUCACUUUUGUUCUUAUGUGGGAAUAUUUGUAAGGAUUUCGAUAAGUUAUGAGAAAAAAAGUACCCCUUUCCCUAAUUUAAUUUUCAUUGCUGGUGGACAAUAUAAUUGCCAAACACCUGGGUGUUACAUUUUGCUGAUUCCUAAAUUAAAAAAUUCAUCUAGAAAUUAUCAAUUUAUAUUCUUCCCACUGGUCUACAAUAAAACAUGGUACAUAAAUCUGA
Molecule: messenger RNA, 610 nt
Organism: Spea bombifrons (plains spadefoot toad)
Lineage: Eukaryota; Metazoa; Chordata; Amphibia; Anura; Pelobatidae
Gene: GAST
Product: gastrin
Exons: 3
Coding region: 47-358 (103 amino acids)
Biological process (GO): digestion
Cellular component (GO): axon; extracellular region
Molecular function (GO): neuropeptide hormone activity
Source: RefSeq, a predicted model, not a curated record